This is a messenger RNA of Gracilinanus agilis (Agile Gracile Mouse Opossum), 5305 nucleotides long. It is a transcript of the gene CLASP1, whose product is annotated as cytoplasmic linker associated protein 1. Lineage: Eukaryota; Metazoa; Chordata; Mammalia; Didelphimorphia; Didelphidae. The coding region runs from base 1 to 4686 and encodes 1561 amino acids. The record is from RefSeq and is a predicted model, not a curated record. Gene Ontology annotation, cellular component: microtubule organizing center; mitotic spindle; spindle microtubule. Gene Ontology annotation, molecular function: microtubule binding; kinetochore binding. The transcript is spliced from 40 exons. Gene Ontology annotation, biological process: mitotic spindle assembly.
AUGGAGUACCGAAUGGAAUCUUGCUUGGCACAGGUGUUGCAGAAAGAUGUGGGGAAGCGACUACAAGUUGGCCAAGAACUAAUAGACUAUUUCUCAGACAAGCAGAAGUCUGCUGAUCUGGAGCAUGAUCAGACCAUGUUAGAUAAGCUUGUGGAUGGACUUGCCACUUCUUGGGUAAACUCUAGUAAUUAUAAGGUCGCUCUUCUGGGGAUGGAUAUCUUGUCAGCGCUGGUAUCUCGGCUACAGGAUCGGUUUAAAGCACAAAUUGGCACUGUGCUACCCAGUCUAAUUGACAGGUUGGGUGAUGCUAAAGAUUCAGUGAGAGAGCAAGACCAGACUCUGCUGCUGAAGAUGAUGGAACAAGCUGCUAGCCCCCAGUAUGUGUGGGACAGAAUGUUAGGAGGGUUCAAACACAAGAAUUUCCGCACGAGGGAAGGUGUUUGUCUCUGCCUUAUUGCAACACUGAAUGCCUCUGGAGCCCACACUUUAACGCUAAGUAAGAUUGUGCCACAUAUAUGUAAUUUACUUGGAGAUCCAAAUGGCCAGGUUCGAGACUCAGCAAUAAACAGCUUAGUGGAAAUUUACAGACAUGUAGGAGAACGUGUGAGGGCAGAUCUCAGUAAAAAAGGAUUACCACAGUCUCGGUUAAAUGUAAUUUUUACAAAAUUUGAUGACGUUCAAAGAUCUGGUAACAUGAUACAGUCUGCAAGUGAUAAGAAUUUUGAUGAUGAAGACUCUGUGGAUGGGAACAGGCCUCCUUCAGCCAGCUCUUCUACAUCUUCAAAGGCCCCUGCAAGCUCUCGAAGAAACAUUUCAAUGGGAACCACUCGCCGCCUUGGACCUGUUGCCCUGGGAUCUAAAUCUUCUGCUGCAAAAGAAGGAGCUGGUGCUGUUGAUGAGGAAGACUUCAUUAAAGCAUUUGAUGAUGUACCAGUAGUACAGAUUUAUUCCAGCCGAGAUCUUGAAGAAUCCAUAAAUAAAAUUAGGGAAAUCUUAUCUGAUGAUAAACAUGACUGGGAACAGAGAGUAACAGCUCUGAAAAAGAUUCGAUCAUUACUUUUGGCUGGAGCUGCUGAAUAUGAUAAUUUCUUUCAACAUUUGCGACUGUUGGAUGGAGCAUUUAAAUUAUCUGCUAAAGACCUGAGGUCUCAAGUUGUCCGGGAAGCUUGUAUUACACUGGGGCAUCUGUCGUCAGUUCUUGGAAACAAGUUUGAUCAUGGAGCUGAAGCCAUCAUGCCAACCAUCUUUAAUUUAAUCCCAAACAGUGCCAAAAUCAUGGCCACAUCUGGUGUUGUAGCUGUUAGGUUAAUUAUUCGACAUACACACAUCCCUAGGCUAAUACCUGUUAUCACUAGCAAUUGUACGUCCAAAUCUGUUGCAGUUAGAAGGCGCUGUUUUGAAUUUUUAGAUUUACUUUUACAAGAAUGGCAAACACAUUCACUAGAAAGACACAUAUCAGUAUUAGCAGAAACAAUAAAAAAGGGAAUACAUGAUGCUGAUUCUGAAGCAAGAAUAGAAGCAAGAAAAUGUUAUUGGGGUUUCCACAAUCACUUCAGUAGAGAAGCAGAACAUUUAUACCAUACCCUGGAGUCAUCUUACCAGAAAGCUCUGCAAUCACACCUGAAGAACUCAGACAGCAUUGUGUCCUUGCCUCAGUCAGAUCGUUCCUCUUCUAGUUCUCAAGAGAGCCUAAACCGUCCACUGUCUGCCAAAAGAAGCCCAACUGGAAGUUCCACAUCUCGAGCUUCUACAGUUAGUACCAAAUCUGUUUCCACAACUGGAUCCCUGCAGCGGUCUCGAAGUGACAUUGAUGUGAAUGCAGCAGCCAGUGCCAAAUCAAAAGUCUCAACUGCUGGCUCUACUCCUUUCAGUUCUGCAGCUGCCUUGCCUCCAGGAUCAUAUGCAUCAUUAGGCCGAAUACGCACACGACGGCAAAGCUCCGGGAGCGCAGUCAGUGUUACCAGCACUCCUGACAAUCGUGGUCGCAGCAGAGCGAAAGUGGUUUCACAGUCCCAGCGAUCCAGAUCUGCUAAUCCUGCUGGUGCUGGUAGCCGAUCAAGCUCCCCAGGAAAACUGUUGGGGAGUGCUUAUGGUGGACUUUCAGGAGGAUCUGCCAGAGGUACACCUGUGCCUACAUCCACAGAUAAACGAAGCAAGAUCCCACGGAGUCAGGGAUGUAGUCGAGAAACAAGUCCUAGCCGCUUGGGUGGACAAGCACGGAGCAGCCGUAUCCCUCGACCCAGCAUGAGUCAGGGGUGCAGCCGCGAUACCAGCCGUGAGAGCAGUCGAGAUACAAGCCCUGCUCGGGGCUUCCCUCCACUGGCCUCUCGACGUCAUUCCAGGUCCACUAGUGCUCUCUCCACUGCUGAAUCUGUUGGGCAGUCAGAUCGGUUUGGGCUUGGGCAGCCGGGAAGGAUGCCUGGUUCUGUCAAUACUAUGCGAGUUCUAAGUACAAGCACAGAUUUGGAAGCAGCUGUUGCUGAUGCCUUGAAAAAGCCAGUGAGGAGAAGAUAUGAACCAUAUGGAAUGUAUUCUGAUGAUGAUGCUAACAGUGAUGCAUCAAGUGUUUGCUCUGAGCGUUCUUAUGGCUCCAGAAAUGGUGGAAUUCCUCACUACCUGCGACAAACUGAAGAUGUAGCAGAGGUUCUAAACCACUGUGCUAGUUCCAACUGGUCUGAAAGAAAAGAAGGACUUCUUGGCCUACAGAACUUACUGAAGAGCCAAAGAACCCUAAGUCGAGUUGAAUUAAAAAGGCUAUGUGAGAUCUUCACUCGAAUGUUUGCUGACCCUCACAGCAAGAGAGUUUUCAGUAUGUUCUUGGAGACACUAGUGGACUUUAUAAUAAUUCAUAAGGAUGACUUGCAAGAUUGGCUUUUUGUUCUUCUGACACAGUUACUUAAGAAAAUGGGAGCAGAUUUACUUGGAUCUGUACAAGCAAAAGUUCAAAAGGCUCUAGAUGUAACAAGGGAUUCCUUUCCAUUUGAUCAGCAAUUUAACAUUUUGAUGAGAUUUAUUGUGGAUCAGACACAAACGCCAAACCUUAAGGUCAAGGUUGCAAUUCUGAAAUACAUUGAAUCUCUGGCCAGGCAGAUGGAUCCAACAGACUUUGUAAACUCUAGUGAAACCAGGCUUGCUGUUUCAAGAAUUAUAACCUGGACAACAGAACCAAAGAGUUCAGAUGUGAGAAAGGCAGCACAAAUUGUGCUGAUUUCUCUCUUUGAACUGAAUACUCCAGAGUUUACCAUGUUACUUGGUGCCUUGCCAAAAACAUUCCAGGAUGGUGCCACCAAACUCCUACACAACCACCUGAAAAAUAGCAGUAACACAAGUGUGGGCUCUCCAAGCAAUACCAUUGGCCGAACUCCUUCAAGACACACCAGUAGCAGGACUAGCCCCUUGACUUCACCUACCAACUGUUCCCAUGGUGGUCUGUCACCAAGUCGAUUCUGGGGUUGGAGUGCCGAUGGGUUGUCGAAACACCCACCUCCCCUUUCUCAGCCUAACUCCAUCCCCACAGCUCCUUCCCACAAGACUUUCAGGCGUUCUUACUCUCCCAGCAUGCUGGAUUAUGACACAGAGAACUUGAACUCAGAUGAAAUUUAUAGCUCUCUGCGUGGAGUAACAGAAGCCAUAGAAAAGUUUAGUUUCCGGAGCCAGGAGGAUCUGAAUGAGCCUAUUAAGCGGGAUGGCAAAAAAGACUGUGAUGUUGUUUCACGAGAUGGUGGGAUAGCUUCACCUGCCACCGAUAUUCGAGGAGGAAGUGAUGUGGUAGAAGGAGGAAGGACAGCUCUUGAUAACAAAACCUCACUACUCAACACCCAGCCUCCACGCGCCUUUACAGGGCCUCGAGCUCGAGACUACAACCCCUAUCCUUACUCUGAUACAAUCAGUACCUAUGACAAGACGGCUCUGAAAGAAGCUGUAUUUGAUGAUGACAUGGAUCAGCUUCGUGACGUACCCAUUGAUCAUUCCGAUUUGGUUGCUGAUCUUCUGAAAGAAUUAUCAAAUCACAAUGAACGGGUCGAAGAAAGGAAAGGAGCCUUAUUAGAAUUACUCAAGAUCACCCGAGAAGAUAACUUAGGAGUUUGGGAAGAACACUUCAAAACAAUUUUGCUCUUGCUGCUAGAAACACUUGGAGACAAAGAUCAUUCAAUACGGGCAUUGGCAUUGCGAGUGUUACGAGAAAUUCUAAGAAACCAACCGGCAAGAUUUAAAAACUAUGCUGAACUGACAAUCAUGAAAACACUGGAGGCACAUAAAGAUUCCCACAAAGAGGUUGUGAGAGCUGCGGAGGAAGCUGCUUCGACAUUGGCCAGUUCUAUACACCCUGAGCAGUGCAUCAAAGUGCUUUGCCCAAUCAUCCAGACUGCAGACUACCCCAUCAAUCUAGCUGCCAUUAAGAUGCAGACCAAAGUUAUCGAGAGGAUUUCCAAGGAGUCUUUGCACCAGCUCCUCCCUGAUAUCAUCCCAGGCUUGUUACAGGGAUAUGACAACACUGAAAGUAGUGUUCGUAAGGCCAGUGUGUUUUGCUUAGUGGCAAUUUAUUCUGUAAUAGGAGAAGAAUUGAAGCCUCACCUUGCACAGCUCACAGGGAGCAAGAUGAAGCUAUUAAACUUGUAUAUAAAGAGGGCCCAAACCACCAAUAGCAACAGCAGUUCAUCUUCAGAUGUUUCGACGCACAGUUAAUGGAAAUAUCUGGACCUAUUUGUGUAGACUUAGAAGCAAUCAGUGGUGCCUCUCUGAGACCUUUCUUCUUCCCUUUUCUUCAUUGGCACGCCCAAUCAGUACAAGGAGGCCACACAGAUAUUUAUUGCAAUCAGUAUUUUGGUCCUUUCAAGCUUUUGUGUAGAAUCUUUUUGGUAUUGAAUGUAAAGGAAGCAAGGCCUGUGUUGCAGUCUUCAUACAAAAGAAAAAAAACAACAGCCCUAACAUGUUUGUGCAGCCUGCUGAAAUCUUUAAAAAGGGGGGUUAGGUCACAGUGUUUUAAAAAUGAGCCCCUCUAGCAGAUUCUUGGUUUAAAGUAAAGCGAUUAAUUUGUUUUAAGUUAAGUUGAUACAGAUUUGGGGUUUUAGGAUCGUGUCAGUUUCUUCAUAAUAUUUUGUUUCGUUAUGGGUAUGACCCUUGGCUGGAUUCCGUGCCUUUCACAAAGGAAACAAUGAAAGUGGUGUGUUUAUUGUUGUUGUUUGAAACCUACCAAAAUGUGAAUUAUGUCUUAGAAAACAUUUAAAAUUAAAAACAGCCUUUUACCUUGUUACUACUAAAUGCCCCAAAGGUUUUCAUUUUCAGUCUUUGAACUAUAUGUAUA